Molecule: messenger RNA, 1749 nt
Organism: Rhodotorula toruloides NP11
Lineage: Eukaryota; Fungi; Basidiomycota; Microbotryomycetes; Sporidiobolales; Sporidiobolaceae
Product: type II pantothenate kinase
Exons: 6
Coding region: 1-1749 (582 amino acids)
Biological process (GO): coenzyme A biosynthetic process
Cellular component (GO): cytosol; nucleus
Molecular function (GO): pantothenate kinase activity; ATP binding
Source: RefSeq, a predicted model, not a curated record
AUGGAGGACUCGCAGCUCCCGUCGCCUGCCGGGACACAGCUGCUCGUGGAUGUCAGGGGCGCAGAGAUCGUCUCGAGCAAUUCGGAGGACCCCGAGGUGUACCUCCCUCACCACGAGGAAAUGAUCUCGCACAUCGCCGUCGACAUCGGCGGCUCCCUCGCCAAGGUCGUCUACUUCACGCGGUCAUCCGCACGAGAAGCGAGACCCUCGGCCAACGGCAUCGCCUCGCCCUCCCCUUCCUCCUCGCCCUUCGUCGAAUCUCCCGCCCAGCCGGCAACGCCCGUUCCUUCCACCUCGAACCAGCAACCCCCUCAAUGGGAGCCACGACGAACACCCUCCCCUCCCCAACCGCACCAAGCGAAACCGAACGGGAUCCUCGGUCCCAAAUCGUUGUCGCACCGACCACCCUCUCACUCUCCCUCUGCCUCUUCUCGCGCCUUCCACUCCCGACUGCGACGAAGAUCCUCGACCUCUCGUUUCCCGAGCGGCGGCCGCCUGAAUUUCGUCAAGUUCGAGACGUCCGAUUUGUCAAGCCUGAUCACCUACCUCGAGACGCUCAUCUCGUCCUCGGCACAGGCGAACCGCGUCCCCGUCGAAGUCAUGAAGCGCAACGUCAAGAUUAUGGCGACGGGAGGCGGGGCGCACAAGUUCUACCGGCAGUUGAGGGACGCGCUGGGGAUUGAAGUGCGCAGGGAGGAAGAGAUGGAGUGUCUUGUGCUUGGAUUGAGCUUCGUGAUGGAGAUCCCGAACGAGGUGUUCUGGUACUCGGACGAGUUGAUCCAGGCCGUCUCGCACCCUCAACAACGCGCCCUCUCACAAGUCAACAUCCCCUCAACGCCCUCAUCCUCCGCCGUCCCCCUCCCGAUCCCUCCAAACCUCGACAUCCCACUCCCGACCACCCCCUCAGUCCUCGCCUCCUCCACCUCCGCCUCGUCCCUCUCAAUCCCCUCCACGCCCCCUCUAAACGCAGACGACCUCCCCCGCCCCUCCCCCAACCCUCCUCAAUACUCUCUCAAAUUCGACUCGCACCCGUCACCCGCUCAGUUCCCCUGCUUAUUGGUCAACAUCGGCUCCGGGGUGAGUAUCGUCAAGAUUGAUGACUAUGGAAAGUUUGAGAGGAUUAGUGGGACGAGUCUUGGAGGUGGGACGCUCUGGGGGUUGUUGAGCUUGUUGACCGGCGCGAGGAGCUUUGAUGACAUGCUCGCCCUCGCCGACAGAGGCGACAACUCGUCCGUCGACAUGCUAGUCGGCGACAUUUACGGCCAAGACUACCAAAAGAUCGGUCUCAAAUCCUCCACCAUCGCUUCUUCCUUCGGCAAAGUCUUCCGACGAGGAGAGGGGGCAGGAGUGAGAGGAGAGGAUGAAGAUGAGGAGGAGGAACGGAGGAAGAGUUUUAGGCCGGAGGAUAUUAGUCGGAGCUUGCUUUAUGCCAUCUCGAACAAUAUCGGGCAGAUUGCGUACAUGAACGCCGAGAAGCACAACCUCGACCGGAUCUACUUUGGCGGCGGUUUCAUCCGAGGCCACGCAGCAACCAUCUCCACCCUCUCCUACGCCAUCCGAUUCUGGUCAAAAGGCACCAAACGCGCCCUCUUCCUCCGCCACGAAGGCUACCUCGGCGGGAUCGGCGCGUGGCUGAAGAAUAUCGGUGCGGGAGCCGAGACGCCCCCUCAGGAUGGCGGCGGGUUGGGGCUGCGGGAUGGAGAGGAGCGGUCGCUGGUCGACGCCGAGGAGGAGCGGAGGGGACGAUGA